GCGCGGCACGUGGCGCCCGGCACCCGCUAUGGAGCAGCGGCGGCGCGCGCCCGCCGCCAACCGCCGGUACCGGCAGCGCCGCUUCUGGGACGCGCUGUACCGGCGGGAGGGCGCCGAGCCCCGCGAGUGGCUGGGGGGGUUGUCCCGCUUCCUCCCGCAGCUGCAGCCCGAGCUGCGCCCCGGUGACCGGAUCCUCGUCCUCGGCUGCGGCAACAGCGCCCUGAGCCACGACCUGCACCGGCUGGGCUACACCGACAUCACCAGCGUCGACUUCUCCCCCGCCUGCAUCGCGGCCAUGCGCGCCCGCUACGCCCGCUGCCCCGCCCUGCGCUGGGCCGUCAUGGACGUCCGCGCCCUCGCCUUCCCCGACGCCGCCUUCGACGUCGUGCUGGAGAAGGGCACCCUCGACGUCCUGAUGGCCGAGGAGACCGACCCCUGGCACGUCUCGCCUCAGGCGGCCGCCGAGAUGCACCGGGCGCUGGCGGAGGUGAGCCGGGUGCUGCGCCCGGGGGGUUGCUUCAUCUCCAUCACCUUCGCCCAGCCCCACUUCCGCAAGCCCCACUACGCCCAGGAGGCCUUCGGGUGGUCGCUGCGCCACGCCGCCUGCGGGGACGGGGACCCCGGCGCCUUCCACUACUUCCUCUACGUCAUGCGCAAGGGGCAGCCCCUGGACCCCCCCGACCUGGCCCUGGGGCGACGGCUGCACCAGCCCCCCCCCCCACCUGCCCCAACACCACCCCCCGCCCCCCCCAGAUGACGAUGAGGACUAUCUCCUUGCCAUUCAGCUGUGAUGGUGGGGGGGGGAAGCUUCCCCCCACCCAAUAAAGCCUUAAGGUGUUCCACCCUUGUGGGUGAGGGAUGGGGAACCAGUGCAUUCCCCCGCUCCCCAAAAGCUGCCUAGUGAUGUGAGCAAUGGGAGAAGGGGGGGGGGGUGGCUGGGCCUCCUCCCGGGGGGCAGCAGGAUGCUCUGGGGAGCGGGCGAUGCUGUGCCCCCCUCCCUCGCCCGGCUGGAGAGAGGCCAGGGCUCCGGGCUUUGUGGCUGGUAAUGAAACCAAAUCGGGUUUAAUUCCACCCAUCCAUCUUGUGAGGAGCAGCUCCCUGCCCCCCCUCCCCGCCCCAGCACAGGCAGCUGGGCUGGGGGCAGAAUGGGGGGUGCUGGCACUGGGUGUGGGGAGUAGGAUUGGGGGUGCUGCCCCCCCCGGCCACAUCCUGCACCAGGACCCUUGGACCAGACUCUUCAGCCGUGGGGGUGUGCAAGGGCACCGUGUCCUUGUCACAACACCCCCCCCCAGCCCAAGCUUGGCAGCGGGGAGUCCAGGCUGGGACGUGCCAGCGUGGGGCUGGGGACGCCGUGGGGCACGUGUGUGGGCAGGGUGACACGUCUGCCCCUGUGUGUGUGUGUCCCAGCCCCGCUCCUGGCCACGGUGACAACCCCGGCGUGCCGCACAGGCCUGGCCCGUGUCUGCCUGUGCCUGGGGCCGGUGGCACGGUGACACGCGUGUGCCAGAGCUGGUGACACGCGUGUGCCAGAGCUGGUGACAUGCGUGUGCCAGAGCUGGUGACAGGCAUGUCACCGUGUGCCGGUGGGGCCGGCUGCGCCAGGGUGCCGGAGUGGCAGCCGCAUGGGUGGCACCAGGGGUCUCCUCAGGGGCUGUUUGGGCACCAAACCCCCCCCCCCCACCUCGGGUGGGUGACGCCAGGGGACACGGAGAGGACCCCUCCUCAGAGAGACGGCGGUAACGUACUGAAAAGGCACGAGCCACCACGCUGCUAUUUCUGACAAACGGCGUAAGUGGGUCAGCCGGUGGCUCCCCCCGCGCCAGGAGCUGGCGAAGGACUCCGGGGUCGGGCCCCCCCACCACCACCACACCACCCCAUCCUGCGGGCACCCCGAAAACCGCCGGCGCCUGGGAGGGACAGAAAGGAGCGGGCAGCUGCCGGCCUCGCCUUGAUACAUGAAUGUAUUUUAUUCAUUGCAUUUUGUUCACCAGUACAGUGAAAAAUGGCAUUUAAAUUUACAAUGGAUCAUUUGUAGAACAUCAUGACACAAGUAUCUUUUUUUUUUUCUUUUUUCUUUUUUUUUUGUGUUUUUUUUUUUUUUUCGGUUUUGUUUUUUGUUUGGUAUUUUUUGUUGUGUUUUUUUUCUUUUUUUGCGUCGUCGUCUCCAUAAAUGCCACUCGUAGGUUAUUGAAAAAGAUGACGAGUUUCUCAUGCACAUCAGACCCCCCCGAGAAGCUUCUUAAAAAAUAAAAUUAAAUUAAAGUACAAAAUUAAAAACAA
Molecule: messenger RNA, 2280 nt
Organism: Tyto alba (common barn owl)
Lineage: Eukaryota; Metazoa; Chordata; Aves; Strigiformes; Tytonidae
Gene: EEF1AKMT4
Product: EEF1A lysine methyltransferase 4
Exons: 3
Coding region: 29-757 (242 amino acids)
Molecular function (GO): S-adenosylmethionine-dependent methyltransferase activity
Source: RefSeq, a predicted model, not a curated record